CCAGCAGCAGCAGAGCUUCAUUUUCUGAUCUGCUUUUGUGCUAAAAUGGAGGCUGGCCUCUCGCCCUGAGUGGAUCGCCUUCCUGGUUGAGGUUUAGAUGUUGACAUGCAAUAAAUCUGGAGACAGGAUGGUUGUGGAUGCACCUAAUUCCAAUGGGCCCUUUCAGCCGGUGGCUCUUAUGCACUUCAGAGAUGUGGCCCCCGCAGAGCAGGAGAAGCUCUUCAUCCAGAAGCUACGACAGUGCUGCGUUCUUUUUGACUUCCUGUCCGACCCGCUGAGCGACCUAAAAUGGAAGGAAGUGAAGCGGGCGGCGCUGAGCGAAAUGGUGGAGUACAUCACCCACAACAGGAAUGUCAUCACAGAGCCCAUCUACCCGGAGGUGGUGCACAUGUUCGCAGUGAAUAUGUUCAGGACGUUGCCUCCGUCGUCCAACCCUACUGGAGCCGAGUUUGACCCAGAGGAAGAUGAGCCGACACUUGAAGCUGCAUGGCCGCACCUCCAGCUCGUCUAUGAAUUUUUCCUUAGGUUUUUAGAAUCGCCCGACUUUCAGCCUAACAUAGCGAAGAAAUACAUCGACCAGAAAUUUGUUAUGCAGCUCCUAGAACUAUUUGACAGUGAGGAUCCCAGAGAGAGAGACUUCCUCAAAACUACCCUCCACAGGAUCUAUGGAAAGUUCCUGGGACUCAGAGCGUACAUAAGAAAACAGAUCAAUAACAUUUUCUAUAGGUUUAUCUAUGAGACAGAGCACCAUAACGGUAUAGCUGAACUACUGGAAAUACUUGGAAGCAUAAUCAAUGGAUUUGCCUUACCACUAAAAGAAGAGCACAAGAUUUUCCUGUUGAAGGUUUUAUUGCCUCUGCACAAAGUCAAAUCACUCAGUGUCUACCAUCCACAGCUGGCCUACUGCGUGGUGCAGUUCUUAGAAAAGGACAGCACUCUAACUGAGCCGGUGGUAAUGGCUCUACUAAAGUACUGGCCAAAGACUCACAGUCCCAAGGAAGUGAUGUUCCUCAACGAGCUGGAAGAGAUCCUGGACGUCAUCGAGCCCUCCGAGUUUGUUAAAGUGCAAGAGCCUCUCUUCAGACAGCUGGCCAAGUGUGUGUCCAGCCCACACUUCCAGGUGGCCGAGAGAGCUCUGUACUACUGGAACAACGAGUACAUCAUGAGUCUGAUCAGCGACAACGCAGCGAAGAUUCUGCCGAUUAUGUUCCCUGCUCUGUACCGCAACUCUAAGACCCACUGGAACAAGACCAUCCAUGGCCUCAUCUACAAUGCUCUGAAGCUUUUCAUGGAGAUGAAUCAGAAGCUCUUUGAUGAUUGCACACAGCAGUUCAGGGCUGAGAAAAACAAAGAGAAGGCAAAGUCAAAAGAACGUGAAGAGGCUUGGAUCAAGAUUGAGAACCUCGCCAAGUCAAAUCCACAGUUCUCUAUGUAUGUUGAUUCCUCUGACCUCAAUAGUCCUGUAGCAAUGGAGACGGAUAUCCCUUUGAUAGAAGAUGUUCAGAGGUUAAAAAAGACAGUUGAGGAGGGCGCGACUCAGUUGCAGCAGGACCAGCGGAAAGAGCGGCCCAUGGUGCGACGCAAAUCUGAGUUGCCUCAGGAUAUCUACACCACAAAAGCCUUGGAGUCCCACCGCAGAGCUGAAGACAUGUUGACCACCCACGAUGGACUCUAGGUCCCGCCACCUGCCGGCUCUUGGUUCAACUGCCCCUUCUACCCUCGACAGCCAUGGACAUCCUCUUAGCCCAGGUGCCAGAAUUACACUGGCGACCCAUGUUGGGCUCCCUCCAUCCCUCCUGCUAUCAUGAGUUACCCAGAAAUCCUCACUUCUCCUUCAUUCCUGCUGCCCCAGUGCAAGCGCCCUUUGUCCGCCUCCCUCAGAUUUCUUCUUUCUCAGGUUUUUUUUUUUCUUUAUUUGGAGAGGAGCGGGAGUGUGUUUGUGUGUCUUUUUAGCCCUCGUCACAUUCAGUGUGUUCUCCCGAUAAUUUCCCCAAUCCGUUCCUCUUGCCUUCUUUCACCUUCCACCCACCCCGUCCCCCUGUGCGCUCACUGUAAAUGUGGAACCUGGGAGUACGGACGCCACAGCGCUGGUUCCUUCAUUCCUUCGUGCAAACGUGUUCACAAUGGAUAGGACAUGGAAACAUAGGAACUGACUGACACACUGUCUAAGGAUCGUCUCUUGGUCUCUGCUUGGUUUUCUUUUCUCUCAAAGGGAACAAAAACAGAACCUGUUUGUUGGAUGAAAGACAAGACUUUCCUGUCGUCUGUUGUAUGUUUUCUUUAUUUUUUUGCUCAAACGGACAUCUUGUCAGUGCCAAGACCGUUGUGUUCUUUGUUUGUUUGUUUCAUGUUUGUAUCUGUGACUUUUAACAGGGACACCUGCCUUUUUGUUUUUCACUGGUGUUUGAAAGAUUAUUUUGUUUUAGUUUAGCACACCAGACCAAACUGAGGCCUGUCCUUAGCCUUGCAAUGUCCAGGAAAGAUGGCGAGGAAAGGAGAAGUUGUCCUGUGGACAUCUGACACUUUCCAUUUUAUUGUUUUGUGCCAUAUGCCGCUCUUUUAUAUGCUUGCUUCCUUAUGUUCAUUGGCAAUAUUUGAAAACCAGACCAUAGUGAUGCCUAGACCGUUCAAACAAUGGUACUAACUGUUUUUGAGUUGUAGUAGACGAGGAUGAACCUGAAUGAAAGCUGUAUUUAUUUGCUACCUUUGUUGCAGUGGCAAUAUCCAGGGUUUGGAUGUAGCAAGCAGAGCCCUCUGUUGCAUAUAGCGGCUGCAUAUUGAAUAAAAAGAGGAGGGCGACUGUGGGAUGUUCAUGGUGGAGUGUUGGGUUUAUAUAUACUGUAAAAUGAAUAGGGAUUAUUAUCUUUGUAAAAAGGAAAUAUAAUCAGAGAUUAGUUUUUGUUGAAUGAGAGGAGGCACAGAUCUGCACCGUCUCACCUAAAAACUCCACUCACUAACGGUUUUUAGCAGCCGUUACUACAUUAGGACCUUUGCUCAUUAUGUUUCUUUUUAAAGAGCAUGAAGGUGUAUUGGUACUGUAUGCUUUAAAGAUUUUAAUUUCCUCUAUAAUUAAAGAAAACAGAAAUGUAUUUAUUAUCAAACAUAAGAGCCGGUAACCUCAGUAGCUAUUAACAUACUGACAUCAAAUGAUUAACACGCAAAUUACUUGAUGAGAGCUACCAAACCAUUGACUUCCUUCAAAUUUAAAGGCAUGGCAUGUUUGUGUUGCUACCAUUCCUAAUUUCAGGUGUUGGGUUUGCGGGUUAUGUAUAAUGUAUCCUCCUAGUGAGGGAGUUGUUGGAAAAUAUCUUCCAGUCAGUACCAUUGUUUAAACUUAAGAGGUCUGCUAGAGUUCUUCAUAUUUGAUGUGUUGUAUUUCUUUGUCUUGUCUCUGGAGGUUAGUAGCGUGGAUGUCAGGUUUAGGAUACUUUUUUUUUUUCUGGCCAUUCAGGAUGCCCAACGCUGAAACACACUGGUAUCAAAUGGCCACAGAAAUGCCAGAUGCUGAAAAUAAACUGACAUUGUGACUUGGCUUGUUAACUGUAUUAAUACUGUAUUUGCUUGAAUGCAAAAAGAUGUAAAUUAAAACUACCAUGUUAAACAUGUACCUUUUACCCUGGAGGAAUGCCAUUCACCAAACUGAUUGAUUUCUGUUGUUGAGGUCAUUGCAUUUAUGAAACAGUCCUGCUUGCUGGGAGAGAUGUUUAAUGGAUUUUAUGAGUUCGAGUCAAGAGAUUUUUGAGGUUUAUUUUAGUGCUGAAAAACAAGUCACCUGUGAUAACAAGAGAUGAUUUAAAAAUGAUUUGGUGGCUUGUUUUGUUUCUGCAGGAUCUUUGCAGAUCUUUUAAUUUUAACAUAUUAUUUCCAAAACAUGAUAACUUAAAGUGUCCUUUUGUAUGUGACCUGUACUAUAUGAUUCAUUUAAUAUUGUAUAUAUGAUUUACCUUGUUUCAUGUAGUGUUAUAUAUCUAGAUUAAUUUUGUACAAAUUGUCCCUCUGUACAGAAUAAAACAUCAAUAGCAAGUGAAAGAAGUCAAUCUGGCACAUACCGUCUUAUUUCUUCUGUUCUGGAUGUACUUUCAGCGACAAGGAUUUAGAAAAAUGUUCUUAUUUUUAUUAAAAAUCUGCAAAGUUUCCUCCCUCCUCUAUAUAACUGACAAAUGUUCAUGCCCGUUGUGUGCUCCUAUCACUGUCUUUAGUGGUGUACAACUAUAUAGAAUGAAUAAAGAGAUUAUUUGAAUAUA
Dicentrarchus labrax (European seabass) is the source of this 4244-nucleotide messenger RNA. RefSeq names its product protein phosphatase 2, regulatory subunit B', gamma a (gene ppp2r5ca). Gene Ontology annotation, biological process: protein dephosphorylation; signal transduction. The record is from RefSeq and is a predicted model, not a curated record. Gene Ontology annotation, cellular component: cytosol; nucleus; protein phosphatase type 2A complex. Gene Ontology annotation, molecular function: protein phosphatase activator activity. Bases 98 to 1675 code for a protein of 525 amino acids. Lineage: Eukaryota; Metazoa; Chordata; Actinopteri; Moronidae. The transcript is spliced from 14 exons.